AUGGGGUCCUGCCUCCCUGAGAGGCGCGCUGCCCAUGGCGCGGCGGCUCGUGGCUCCCCGGGGAGCCGGCCAGAGCACCGCCCACCGGGGGAGGAUGUAACAGGGAGAGGCCGGGCUCGCGCCCCCUCGCUCUGUGACGCGCCAGCCCUGCCUACGCAGCGCACCGGGGCUGGCCCCCCGCAAGCCGCCCGGCCGGCUCGCGGAGCCCCGGGGAGGCGGCAGGCACAAGGGCAGGGCGGCUUAAGUUGUGCAACGCAGCAAGAGAGAGAAAGGAGCGGGGGUGCGGAGCCAGGGGCGCGCCGCCCGCAGCACACGGGACCCGCCGCACGGGGCGCCCCCCGCCCCGGGGCAGCAAGAGGUUGCCGGGGCGGGGGGGGAACACACCCGCCCCCUCCCCCAGCAGCUGUUUACCUGGGGAAACCCCGCAGGCGCACCCGACAGGGCGGGGACCGGCGGAGAUCGGGCUGGAGACGCGUCAGGAGCCGCCCAUCCCCCCCCCGAUCCCGUCAACUUCCGGCCGACCCUACAAUAAACAAGCGGCGCGGCCCCGGGCCCGCUCACCUGCGCGCGGUGCCGCCGUACGUGGGUCAGACGCGCCAGGCUCUGGCCCGUCACGCGGAGGACGAUGGCGCAGGGGGAGGCGGAGGAUUUCAAACCCGGCAGUUUCGUUUUCCCGGCUCUGAUUCGCUCGCCCGGCCGCCGCAGCGGCGCGGGCGCCGGCCCUUCCCCGCGGGGCACGCUGGGAACUGUGGUUCCCCCGGAGACCCUGGCGAGGUUCGCCGCGCGCUCGGAAAGACUACGAGUCCCGUGGUGCCCCGCGCGGGGGCUCGCUGUGCCGCGAGGCGUACCGGGAAUUGGAGUUCCACAAAAGAAGACCGAGGCCUUGCAGUGGGGGAGCUGAGCGUGGGGACUGUGGUUCCCAGGGUGCCUCGCGCACCGCUAGGCUCUCAAAGAGGUGUUGGGGGCGCAGAUUUCCCCCAGGAGUACACGUGUCAAAGAAAUUGCUAUGCCCAAUACACUGACAAAGGCAAAAUCCAAAGGUUAUAGAAAGCAAGACCAUCUCAACUGAUGUAUCACGUGUGGCAAGCUCUAGUGAUCCCAGUAAAGACACCAGUGUCUGCAAAAGAAGACAGUUCUGUGAAAUAUAUGGACUGGAGAUGCUGCGUGUUCAAGAAAUUCCCGCAAGAGAACUUUGUUUUCAAGAGAUCAUGUGAGAAGUUAAAACAAGUGGACCCUGAUCAGAGCCCAAGAGUGGCUUAAUAGCAUAGGAAAGAAAGGAGGUGGAACUGAAGUCAUCACCAAGACUCUCUCAGCACUCAGCAGAUCGGCCUUGUCUUACAACUAGAGAGCCCAUAUUGCAGCAGACACCAGAACCAUGUUUCAUCUUGGCUUGGAUAACCAGCUUAUUCACAGUGAGUCAAGAAAGGCCAGGAAGCAACGUGACAAUAAAGAGGGGAUGCCCUUUUACAAACCCUUCAAAGGGUUAAUGUUUUCUCUGGGGAUGUACCACCCACUUCAUUGCAAAAUAUUGCAACAAAAGAUCUGGCUGCUGAAGCCAUACAAGACACAAUGUUGAAUGUAAAUAUCCUGGGAAAAGUGCAAUUGGACAAUUUUAUGGAGAAACAGCUUAUGACACAUACUUGUGGUCAUCAGAAGCUGUACUACCAACAGGUGGUGCUCUUUUCUUCCACAUAGAGAGAGCUCAUUAGUAGGCACGAGUUUGGAGACAGGUCCACUGUCCAAAUUCAGUACUUCCUCUUCCAAAUACAAUGUUUUGGAAACAAGAGAACAAAGGUCUGUUGCCAUAGCUCACGUCAUUGCCACCAAUACCAGCAGACUGCAUGGAGGCAGUAUUCUGUGGCUGCACAGGGUGCAGAAAUCAGCAAUGCAGCUACAAAACAUCAUGACUUAUUUGUAUAGAAGCAUGCAAAUGUAGAGCACUGGAACAAAGUUGUGUCGAUGUACCUGUACCUUAGUGCUUAAGGACACUAUUAUCAAAUAGGUAAUGUGUCACAGUAAGUGACCAAAUAAGAUAUUUUUAAUUCAAUCUGCCACUGUGUUCCAGGGUUUCUUGAAAUAGUACAACAUUAACAUGUGCUUAACUUGUGUGCAUUAAAAUGUUAACUCAGUGUUUAGUUUUUAAAAUAAGUGAAAAUAUUUUCUUCACAAUUAUUUUCAGAUUGUGUUGUAUUUCUGAGAGAAAAUCAAUUUGUAUACUUUUAUUUCAAGUUGCUUAUGCUCAAGUUAUAAAAGCCAGCUAAACGUGCUCUUUCACGAUUGUAUAACAUAUUAAAAUAUUUCUGAUACCUCUUGCAAAUAAGAAAUUGAAAUUCAAUAGCUUUAUAAAAAAGUUGUGCAUAUUUUUGAUUACUUUUACUAUGGUCCUACAGCCCAUUAAGAUCCAACUUUGUUCUCUUUUUAGAUGCCUUUAUACACAACGUACAGCUUUCUAACAACCGUAUUUGGAUUCAGCACACCCUAAUUAUCUUAAAAAGACUUGUUACCAACUUUAAACAAAUAAUGUUUGUAAUGGGGUCAGUCAGGAUAAGUUGAGGCCCCUCAAGAGACUAUCCCAAGGGGCAGUGACAUGCCUUUUACAGUUAACUUUUCUGAAAAUCUUA
Messenger RNA from Chelonia mydas (Green sea turtle), 2621 nucleotides. RefSeq names its product translation initiation factor IF-2. Lineage: Eukaryota; Metazoa; Chordata; Testudines; Cheloniidae. The coding region runs from base 1 to 1047 and encodes 348 amino acids. The transcript has 3 exons. The record is from RefSeq and is a predicted model, not a curated record.